Myxocyprinus asiaticus (Chinese sucker) is the source of this 1920-nucleotide messenger RNA. RefSeq names its product propionyl-CoA carboxylase beta chain, mitochondrial-like. Gene Ontology annotation, molecular function: propionyl-CoA carboxylase activity. Lineage: Eukaryota; Metazoa; Chordata; Actinopteri; Cypriniformes; Catostomidae. The transcript has 15 exons. The record is from RefSeq and is a predicted model, not a curated record. The coding region runs from base 45 to 1724 and encodes 559 amino acids. Gene Ontology annotation, cellular component: mitochondrion.
UCACAGGUUUUACCGACGCAUCCGGUGUCCUCAGUGUAGCAGGAAUGGCAACCUACGCGUUACUGCGAAGCAGUCUGGGACUGUUAAAUGGUCUAAAAUGUUCUUUUAAAAGUGUAGGUCAGAUUCCGUACGGGGCAGCCGCUGGAGCAAUUACCCAGUCGAAAGUGUUGCAAAAUGCAAGAUGGUAUGCUGUCAGCCACCUCUCUGUGCAGGAGAGAAUUGAUAAGAAGCGAAAUGCAGCGCUUGCAGGGGGAGGACAACAGAGAAUAGAUGCACAGCAUAAAAGGGGUAAACUGACAGCGCGCGAGAGGGUGGAGCUCUUGCUGGACCCUGACUCGUUCGUGGAGUAUGACAUGUUUGUGGAGCAUCGCUGUUCUGACUUUGGCAUGGAGGCAGAUCAUAACAAGUAUCCAGGGGACAGCGUUGUGACUGGACAGGGCAGGAUCAAUAGCAGACUAGUCUAUGUUUUCAGCCAGGACUUCACAGUGUUUGGAGGCAGUUUAUCGGGAGCCCAUGCUCAAAAGAUCUGCAAGAUCAUGGACCAGGCAAUGAUGGUUGGAGCUCCAGUUAUAGGUCUCAAUGACUCUGGUGGAGCCCGAAUUCAGGAAGGUGUUGAGUCCCUGGCAGGAUAUGCUGAUAUUUUCUUGCGUAAUGUGAUGGCGUCAGGUGUAGUUCCUCAGAUCUCUCUCAUCAUGGGCCCAUGUGCAGGGGGUGCCGUGUACUCACCUGCUCUCACAGACUUUACUUUCAUGGUGAAGGACACAUCCUACCUCUUUAUCACGGGCCCAGAUGUGGUUAAAUCUGUUACUAAUGAAGAUGUUACCCAGGAGGAGCUCGGUGGAGCAAAAACCCACACUGCAGUAUCUGGUGUUGCUCAUCGGGCCUUUGAGAAUGACAUUGAUGCCCUUCUGAACUUACGAGACUUUUUCAACUUCCUCCCAUUGAGCAACAAAGAUCCAUCUCCUGUCGUUGAGUGCCAUGAUCCCAGCGAUCGCUUGGUUCCUGGUUUGGACACUGUUGUUCCUCUUGAAAGCACUAAAGCCUAUGACAUGCUGGACAUCAUUCAUGGUAUCGUAGAUGAGAGAGAAUUCUUUGAGAUCAUGCCCAACUAUGCCAAAAAUAUGGUUGUGGGUUUUGCCAGGAUGAAUGGCCGUACAGUAGGCAUAGUAGGAAAUCAGCCAAAAGUGGCAUCUGGCUGCUUGGACAUAAACUCAUCUGUUAAAGGGGCUCGCUUUGUGCGGUUCUGUGAUGCUUUCAACAUUCCCAUCAUCACAUUUGUAGAUGUGCCUGGAUUCUUGCCAGGCACAGCCCAAGAGUACGGAGGCAUCAUCAGACAUGGAGCCAAACUGCUUUUUGCUUUUGCAGAGGCGACCGUUCCAAAAAUCACAGUAAUCACUAGAAAGGCUUAUGGAGGUGCUUAUGAUGUGAUGAGUUCCAAACAUUUAAGAGGAGACGUCAACUAUGCUUGGCCAUCUGCUGAAGUCGCAGUGAUGGGUGCAAAGGGUGCCGUUCAAAUCAUCUUCAGAGGAAAGGAGAACCAAGCUGAGGCUGAAGCUGAAUAUGUGGAGAAGUUUGCCAAUCCUUUCCCAGCAGCUGUCAGAGGGUUUGUAGAUGACAUCAUUCAACCCUCGAUCACACGCAAGAGGAUCUGCAGAGAUCUGGAGGUGCUGGCCAGCAAAAAACAGACCAACCCAUGGAAAAAACAUGCUAACAUUCCUUUGUAAAUCUUUGCCCAACACUACUUAUUAAUAGCAUUUUACAAAGAUUAUCCAUUGAUUGUUAGACACAGACUGGAGAGAAACUCAUGUUUUUGAUACAUGGUUCUUCGUGCCUUAUCCCUGUUACCUGUUUGCAUAAUGCAGUUGAUGCAAACAGGUAAACACUCAAAAAAUAAUAAAACACUCCCACAGUUAAUGAUUA